AUGAAAAGCGCAGAAUAUAUAAAAGCUAAUAAUGACUGGUUAGAUGCCCAAGCCAACGCUAAAGCAGCCCAACUUAUAGGGUCAAUAAGGACAAAAAUACAAGCGGAUGAAGACAGUUCAAAUGAAGCUUUAAUGAAUGCUGACUUUAAGAACGCCUUCGAAGCUCUUCAUAGUAAGGUGAAACUAGUGAACGACUUCUCAUCUGGAAAGAAACUGAAGUCUGAAGGUUUCGACAACGAGUUAAGAGAAGUAGCACAAAAUAUGACGAAAAUAACAGAUGCAGCAACGAGACAGGCAGUUCAAAGUGCCUAUGACGCCGUUAGAGCAACUGUUGUGGAAAGUCAAGAAAAAGAGUUACAACAGACCAAAACAGACCUAGUAAAUGCUUUCUUAAGAACGAAAAGUCAGGUAGGACAUUAUGCUGCAGAUGGAACAUAUGUGCCAGCUGGUGGAACUUAUAUACCACCAAACCCUCCAAGAGAAGCACCUGCACCAGGACUACCUAAAACAUUUACAUCGUCACAUGGACACAGACACAGGCAUGCACCAAAACCAACACAACAACCAACACAACAACCAACAGUUCAAAACACUGCACCACAACCAACAGUUCAAAACACUGCACAGCAACCAACAGUUCAAAAUCCAGCACCACAACCAACAGUUCAAAAUCCAGCACCACAAACAGAGCAAGGACAUAAAAGAAGUAGAGAACAAGGAAACCAAGAAUUCUUAAAAAUGCUUAAGGAAAAUUAUGGUUACCCAGAUACUCUUGACUUUAGUGACAGAUAUAAAGAAGCUAUUAGAAAGUUCAAGGAAGGAAAUACUGACCCGAACCUAUUUAGCUUUAUGGUUCAGCACCAAAUGGGAUAUAAUUUCAAACCUGGAAAAUACAAGCUCGCUAAGGGAUAUGAUUUAAUAGCAUAUCAUCCAAAUGACAUGAAUGAAUUUACUCCGAGAUAUUUGGUGUCAGAGAUAAAUGAUAAUUCAACUAUCUUCAUGAAACGCGUAAAAAAUAGAGACGGAACGAAAGAAGAAAGGGUUAUGAAUGCGGAUGACUUAAAUAGGGAACUUGUUAAAAACGGUCUCGGAAUAUAUGAAAUGCCAGCAGAUGAGGUACAAGAAACUCCACAGGAAGAAGUUCAGAUACAACCAGACAUGGAAGAAAUAGUUCAGCAACAACAGCUAGAAGAGCCUGAAGGAAACAAACAA
Trichomonas vaginalis G3 is the source of this 1212-nucleotide messenger RNA. Its product is annotated as protein of unknown function, DUF4106 family. The transcript has a single exon. Lineage: Eukaryota; Parabasalia; Trichomonadida; Trichomonadidae. The annotation marks the transcript as partial. The record is from RefSeq and is a predicted model, not a curated record.